AGAUUAAGUUGUUUUCGAGUGCUGAUUGUGUGUAAAUUACCGACAAAAAUGUUGCAGAUGUAACACGCUUCCAAAUCAUUCUGGAGAUUUUGCUUGCAAGUGACGGACGGAAUAAAAUACCAGUAGAGACAAAUUCACGUUUGAAGGUAUACGAAAUGAAACUGAGUUUAAUUGUUUUAUCACUUCUGUUGGUUGCGGAGGGGAUCCACAGCUCUCGCUACAGACGCUUCGAUCCGGCUACCAAAGAGAAUUAUUUAAAACAAGCUAGAGGUGUUCUGGAACGAGUUCCGCUUAUUGAUGGUCACAAUGAUUUUCCGUGGACUCUGCGUAAUUACGCCAAAAAUCAAAUCGCAGCCUUGAAUAUAACUGACUUGACCAAAUUGGAGCCAUGGGCCAGUUCUCCGUCGUCUCAUACAGACAUCAACAGACUGCGCCAGGGUCAGGUCGGAGCUCAGUUUUGGGUGGCCUAUGUGGACUGUAAGACUCAAUACAAGGACGCCCUCGCCAAGACAUGGGAGCAGAUUGACGUCAUACAUCGAUUGGUGGAAGCCAAUCCCAGUACUUUCGAAUUUGUUACAUCAGCAAAAGGGAUCGAGGACGCUUUUAGCCGGGGGAAAAUUGGCAGCCUCGUAGGAGUGGAAGGUGGCCAUUCCAUCGACAGCUCAUUGGGCAUACUCCGUAUGAUGUAUGACAUGGGUGUGCGCUACAUGACAUUGACCCAUGCUUGUCCUACUCCUUGGGCGGAUAACUCCCAACUGGAUAACCCUGGUGGAGUGCCAGUCAAUGAUGGCCUCUCUUCUUUUGGCAAGUUGGUCAUAAAGGAAAUGAAUCGAUUGGGAAUGCUGAUUGAUUUAUCGCACGUUUCACGCAAAACGAUGAGAGACGCACUGGAAACUAGCACAGCUCCCGUCAUUUUCUCUCACUCGUCGGCGUACGCAUUGUGCAACAACACGCGCAAUGUACCCGAUGACAUUCUCAAGUUGGUGGCUCAAAAGGGUGGCGUAGUCAUGGUCAACUUUUAUUCGGACUUCGUGACUUGCAGUAUUUCUCCAGCAACUCUUCAACAUGUUGCAAAUCACAUGGAUCAUAUCCGAAAAGUUGCGGGAGUUGAUAACAUCGGGAUCGGAGCCGACUACAACGGUGUCUCAAGGGUGCCAGAAGGAUUGGAUGACGUUUCGAAAUAUCCGGACUUGUUUGCUGAGUUACUUGCUCGCGGUUGGUCAGAAAGCGACCUGGAAAAAGUUGCCGGAUGGAACUUGCUGCGUGUCUUUAAAGGCACAGAAGCGGUGCGAGAUCAGAUGGCAGCCGAUGGUGUGAAGCCUUUCGACAAUUGGAUUCCGCAGACGGACCUGCCCGUCGAGUCUCUUCCGUGUAGCACCGGCGAUUACAGCAACAACACAUACACUUACCCUAACAAUAAUGCUGGGCGAACUGAAUUUUCUUUUCUCUCCUUUUCCUGUCUCUCUUUAGUUUUUUACUCUUCAACUUUAUUUAUCGGUUAUCUUUAAUUUGCCUAUGAAUAAUUUGCAAGAGCCUAAGCAAAUCUUUAUAUCUUCCAUCCUUCCAGUUAGAUUUUUAGGAUUGUAUCACUUGACUAUGGAAUAUGGAAUAGUCAUGAUUUCAUUAAACUUCCUUAACAAACUUUACACCUUCUUUCAGUGUGGUGUCUGGUGUGGCGGAAAUAUCCACUUUUGGAUUUGGCCAUGGGCAUGGAGAGAUGGUUUCCAGUCUCCAUGUUAAAUUUCCCAUAAGGGGUUGUCCGCUUUUUUUACUAAAAGGUCUCUGUCCAUAUGCCGCGAGAGCCUAGAUCGCGCCACCGUCGGAGAGACCUCCCUAUUCCUCCAUGUAAAAGUCGUUACUCGUUAGUAACAAAGUAGCUUCCCGUCGAAGGACGAACGUCUCGUCUGCCUGAAGCACUGGCAUCAUCUAGCGGUUGUUUUUAACGAUUCAGAGAAUUUCCCAGUGUGCCGCUAGAUGGUGGAAAAUGGCGAAAUGUGUGAACGAGUUAUGUCAUCUUCUGUAUUCGAAUUUUCAUGUUUUACUGCCCAAAAUCAACCAAUUAUUUACAUAAAAAAUGUACCUGCCGUCUAGUCAUCAGAUUAAAUUUGGACUCCAUUU
Molecule: messenger RNA, 2118 nt
Organism: Daphnia pulicaria
Lineage: Eukaryota; Metazoa; Arthropoda; Branchiopoda; Diplostraca; Daphniidae
Product: dipeptidase 1-like
Exons: 11
Coding region: 156-1508 (450 amino acids)
Biological process (GO): proteolysis
Molecular function (GO): metallodipeptidase activity
Source: RefSeq, a predicted model, not a curated record